Amborella trichopoda is the source of this 2386-nucleotide messenger RNA. RefSeq names its product K+ efflux antiporter 4 (gene KEA4). The record is from RefSeq and is a predicted model, not a curated record. Lineage: Eukaryota; Viridiplantae; Streptophyta; Magnoliopsida; Amborellales; Amborellaceae. Gene Ontology annotation, biological process: proton transmembrane transport; potassium ion transmembrane transport. Gene Ontology annotation, cellular component: membrane. Gene Ontology annotation, molecular function: potassium:proton antiporter activity.
ACUACCGUUCUAUCUCUCUCUCUCUCUCCAGUGGCGAACACUGUUGGAGUCCGAACCCUAUAAAAGCCGCACAUUCCCCAAACCCACAAUUUUAAAUAACCAGUAGGAGCGGGCAUCUCCUCUCUCUCUCUGCCUGCAUCAAAAUGGAGCUCUUCCUGCGAUCCGCCCUUUUCGUCCUCUUUCUCUCUUUGUGUUCCGCUACCUCUUCUAAUCUCUCCUCAUCUGAUGCGGAUGCCAUUGCCAUUGCCAAUGCCAUUGCCAAUCCCAAUCCCAAUCCCAAUCCCAAUGCCACUGCAGUGCAUGAGGAUAGCUUUGCGGACAUCAUUGAUCGUGCCCUAGAAAAAGAGUUCCCUGAGAACGAGCAGGCUGAAGGAACUGAUGCUGGAGGCUUUAACAAUAGUGUGGCUGAGCAGCAGGCCGUUCUAGAAACUGUGGCUAGAGUAACUCGUGAGAAGCCUAAAAAUGAUUCGAAUGAGGAGAAGUCUUUUCAAUUUUUUAAGUUGGAUGAUGAGAACAGAGGAGAAGAUACGCCUACCUUGAUAGAUAAAAUGGACAAUGUAUUUGUAAUGUCAAAUCCCAAGUCAAAAUUUCCUGUGCUAAAAUUAGACCUCAGGUUGAUAUCGGACUUGGUAGUGGUCACAGUCUCUGCAGCAAUUGGAGGGAUUGUCUUUGCUUGCAUGGGACAGCCGGUUAUUACAGGAUAUUUACUGGCAGGAUCUAUUAUUGGGCCUGGUGGUUUGAGCUUUGUUAGUGAGAUGGUGCAAGUUGAGACAGUUGCACAAUUUGGCGUAAUAUUUCUUCUAUUUGCUUUGGGUCUUGAGUUCUCCAUGACAAAGCUUCGACUUGUUCGAGCUGUUGCUGUAAUUGGGGGCUUGCUCCAAAUCUUUCUUUUUAUGUGCUUGUGUGGCAUUACUGUCUCGGUAUGUGGUGGGAAGGCUUCGGAAGGGGUAUUUGUUGGCACCUUCUUGUCAAUGUCCUCUACAGCUGUGGUUUUGAAGUUUCUAAUGGAGAGGAACAGUGUCAAUUCUCUACAUGGUCAAGUUACUAUGGGAACCCUGAUCCUUCAGGAUUGUGCUGUUGGCUUAUUAUUCGCACUACUUCCAGUUCUGGGUGGCAAUGCUGGUGUUCUUCAGGGAAUAAUAUCAAUGACAAAAUCGAUGGUCGUGUUGGGCAUAUUCUUGGCUAUUUUGGCUGUAUUUACCCGUACUUGUGUCCCUUGGUUUCUUAAGCUGAUGAUAAGCCUGUCCUCGCAGACAAAUGAAUUAUAUCAGCUGGCCUCCGUGGCGUUUUGCUUACUGGUUGCCUGGUGCAGUGAUAAACUGGGCUUGAGCCUUGAGUUGGGGUCGUUUGCUGCGGGAGUGAUGAUAUCAACAACUGAUCUUGCACAACAUACUCUUGAACAAGUGGAACCAAUACGCAAUUUCUUUGCAGCGCUGUUUCUUUCUAGCAUUGGAAUGCUGAUCCAUGUUCAAUUCCUAUGGAACCAUGUGGAUAUUUUAUUGGCGGCUGUCAUUUUGGUGAUUAUUAUGAAAACAAUGGUAAUCGCUGCAGUGGUCAAGGGGUUUCGCUAUAGCAACAAGACAGCACUUCUUGUUGGCAUGUCCCUUGCACAAAUUGGCGAAUUUGCUUUUGUUCUUCUCAGCCGUGCUUCAAAUAUUCAUCUCAUAGAGGCAAAACUCUACCUGCUGCUUCUGGGCACGACUGCUCUCAGUCUGGUGACAACUCCAUUACUCUUUAAGUUGAUACCUGCAGUUGUUCAUCUUGGAGUGUUGCUGAGGUGGUUCUCUCCAGAAAGUCUUCAGAGCGAGAUGAGCUAUAAAGGUGAGAGCCUUCGUUCAGAUAGUACGAAGCGUAUUGGUCUGUUGAUCCAAGGGUCUCAUGAUUCAUGAAAAAAAGUUGGGGAAAUGAAAAGAAAUUAAGGAGGAAAGCACAUCUCAAAUGUAUGGGUUUACCUGAUGGGCUUAUAUCUUCCACUCUGGGGAGCAGGUACACAAGAGAGCAAAGGAGAUAUAGACUGACAAUGCAGUUUUUCAAAGCCUCAUUCUCCUUUCUUUUCCAUGCCAAAGCAAGAGAGAUCCUUCUCCAUGGCUGCUGCGCCGUAGGAAUGGGGGAGGUUUCAUUGAUGCCAUGUGAGGGAAGCUUUCAUGGGUUUUAGUUUCUUUGCCUACUGAUCUGGUUGUCAUGCACCUAGCUGAUUGCCGAUUUUUGUAAUUUGUAACAUAGUUCCUGAGUUUUGUUUUCUUUUUCUUUCUUCUUGGUUAAGUUUCUAUUUUUUUAUUUUAUUCAAUUUGAUUUUUAUAGCCAAAUGUAGAAAUCAAGUCUUGAUUUGGAAAUGUAGAGCAUAUGCUUUAAUUUGAGGAAGAAGGAAAUGUCACUUUUCUGCACU